AAAACAUGUCAUGUAUAGAGGCCUAUGUAUAAGUAUGGGACAUUUCGUCUAUAUCACUUUUUAACAUUUUUUCUAAAUCGGCUUCGGGUGUUAUAACAUCAUAUAGAUAAUAGAUUUCUCAGGCAAUACUUUUAAGAUUUUGAUAUAUCAUAUCACAUUCCAACGCUAUAAUGGACUCUUUGAUAUUCACAAGUGUAUAUCUUUUCUUUUUCCAAAUCUGUAUGAUAUUUUUAGAAGGCAGUUUUCUAUAUCCAGAAAAAAUAACUGAAUAUUUAUUGAGAAUCUAUAAUAUUUAUGUUGGCAUCUCCUUCCUACUUACAUAUAUGUGCUGUUCAUUAGUCUAGCUUAUGGUGGUAGGCUAGAUAAAAUCUUGCUCUUCUCUAAAUAAAAUCCCCUGGAAUCCUCUUGAUGAGCUGAAUCCAACCAUGUAAAGAUCAUAAAAAUUGAAUCACUGGAUGCAGAGUUUGUUAACUUUGAAUUUUAAUAUUAUUAUUUACUAUAAAAUCAUAUGACUAUGACGUAAUUUUGACUAUUUUGACUUUUGGAGGGGCCCA
This is a messenger RNA of Rhizophagus irregularis DAOM 181602=DAOM 197198, 554 nucleotides long. Lineage: Eukaryota; Fungi; Glomeromycota; Glomeromycetes; Glomerales; Glomeraceae. The record is from RefSeq and is a predicted model, not a curated record.